Messenger RNA from Patella vulgata (common limpet), 4886 nucleotides. Its product is annotated as putative helicase MOV-10. Bases 147 to 3425 code for a protein of 1092 amino acids. The transcript has 17 exons. Gene Ontology annotation, molecular function: RNA binding; ATP hydrolysis activity; 5'-3' RNA helicase activity. The record is from RefSeq and is a predicted model, not a curated record. Lineage: Eukaryota; Metazoa; Mollusca; Gastropoda; Patellidae.
AAUAAGGGAUAACCGUUAUGACGCUAGUGACGAUAACGGUAAAGGUGAUGGAAGUUGUAUAAUAAGAUAGUGGUUCUAGCGGUAAAUCGAAAGAUAAAGAUGAGAAAGCUGUAACAUAAGAAUACGAAGUCUAACAGUUCGCAACAAUGUCCAAGGUUAUCUCCUUCAAUGAUCGCCUUUUAUUAGGCAAAGAGUUGUUGAAGUAUGCCAAGAAUGUCAAUACCAACUUUUCAGAAAUAGCAGUUAAGGAGCUUGAGUUACUUUACAUUAAUGAAAAUUUUAAAGUUCAUUUGUCACAUACUCAGCUUGGUGUAACUACAUUACCUCCCUUUGUUCGUGUUUUACAACCCUUAGAAACCACUCAUAAAGUACAAGUAAGAAGAGGUGUUGUGAUGGUAGCUGUAAGAGGUGGGCGAGGUAGAAGUGCUGGAGAAACUAAGGGUCCACCUGCUGGUACUGAUAAAAUUAAAGAAAAUGGAGCAAGUAGGCCUAAUCACAGGGAACACCAAAAUGGCGCAAUGGGUUUUGUAUCGACUGACAAUGUCCAACACAGUAGACAAAGAAAACGCUCAAGAGGACGUCGUCGCAAUCCUGCAACAAAGCUUGCUGUCGAUCAACAUUUAAUGAUAAACAAACCUCCUGGGGAAGCUGAAGCGACGGGUGCAGGUACUGAAAAACUGCCCAAAUUCAUACAUGUCAUGGGGAAUUUGUUUAAUUGUGUUGCUUGUGGUGUGUCUUGCACAUCCAGGAAUGAAAUGGAAAAACACAUCACUGGACGACGUCAUCGAGUAGCCGAAGUUAUGCAUGGAUUAAGAAAUAGAAGAGAAGAGUUGGUACAAGAAAAACAAGGAGUAGUUAUCAAGUCAAACUAUGAUCUUGAAGAUGGUAUUGUCGAAGUUUCUGUCGCUGAAAAUGAAGUUAAAAGUAUUAAAGUCAAUAUAAAAAAUACCCACCCUAGUCAAUCAGUAGAAUUGAUACAGUGUGAGAUGCUCAAACGAAUUCGAAUAUUUCAACUAGAUGAUGCACAAAAAAUAACAGAAGGAAGGACAGCCAGUGUUGUUUUAACACCAGGAAGCAGCUAUUGUGUUUUGAUUAGAACUCAAGCAAGAAAUGUUGGAAGUUUUCACACACCCUUAGCUUUCCAUUUCCAAACUAUCAGUCCGGCACCAUUUGGCUUUCAUAUUGUACGCUAUUUACAUGCUCGAUGCCAAAAUAAAACCAUUGAAAAUAUGAAACCAACCCAAAAAUACAAGAGACCACCUAGGAAAGCACUGAAAAAGCCAGCUAAUCAAAUUGUUGACGGCUUCAAGUUACCCAGUACGGUUGGUAAUUUCUUAGAAAGAGAAUUGGACUUAAAGACCUAUUACAUUCCUGAUUCAUUACGACACAUCAUUAACCGAGGUCUCACCAAUACUAAAGGUUUAAAAACAUCAGAGAAAAUAGAAACUACAGCUUUAAGAACUAUGCUUGAAGGAGAUUUCUCCAUAUCAACAUAUCAGAAACGAAUGGAUGUGUUAAUGCAUUGUGAAGAAAUACAGAUGGAGGUUGAUAUUAGACAAUAUGACAUGGAGGCAGCUACAUUAUCACCAUGUGUAGAAAAUAGCAGAUUACUUGUAUUAAAAGUACCUGGUUUAGCUGAAAAUCGUCCUUCAGUUUUACGCGGUGAUUGGUUAUUUGUACGUGUGGCUGAUACCGAUGAUAAGGAAUAUAAAGGUUAUGUUCAUGAAGUUUGUCUUAAUGAGGUCAGAUUAGGAUUUCAUAAAAGUUUGUCAGAAAUAGUUCGACCUGACACAAAGUUUCAUGUACGUUUUGUAUUUAGUCGUUUACCGAUGUGCCUUCAACAUCGGGCCUGUGAACUAGUAAAUAAAAAAACGAGCUUAUAUAAACCGUUAUUAUUUCCUACUCUACAGGAUGUUGGUACUAGUCCUCUAACACAACCUGUUAAUACACCAUUAAGGUUUUACAGCAAGAUCCCUGUUAAUCCAGAGCAAGAACGUGCCAUUAGACAUAUUGUAGCUGGAACCUCGAGACCAGCUCCAUACCUUGUAUUCGGUCCUCCAGGAACUGGGAAAACUUUCACAAUCGUUGAAGCCAUGAAACAGGUUUUAACAUGUGAUCCUGGUGCUCAUGUUUUGGCCUGUACACCAUCUAAUAACGCAGCAGAUCUACUUACAGAAAGAUUAUUAGAUAAUAGAGAAAUACUAGGGAAUAUAAUCAGAUUGAAUGCUGUAUCUCGUAGUUGGAGAAGUAUUCCUGAUAAAGUUAAGAAUGUAAGUAAUUAUGAUAAGAAGACUAAUAGUUAUUAUUAUCCAUGUAAGAAAGAUUUAAAGGAGUAUAGAGUUAUUGUAUGUACUGUUAUAACAGCUGGCAGAUUAGCAUCAGCCAAGUUUCCUGUUGGUCAUUUUACACAUGUGUUUAUAGAUGAAGCUGGUCAUGCUAUAGAACCUGAAUCUAUGAUAGCAGUAACUAAUAUUUUAGAUAUUACAACAGGACAAUUAGUUCUAGCUGGUGAUCAAAAACAACUUGGUCCAAUACUUAGAUCUCCUUUUGCUAUAAAAUACGGUCUUGGAAUGUCAUUAUUGGAGCGUUAUAUGACAGACUGUGGGAUUUACAGCAAAAUACUGGAGAAAGAUGGCAUCUGCCGAUAUAAUCCAAACGUCUUGACUAAGCUGGUGAAAAAUUAUCGAUCACAUCGAGCUAUCUUACAUCAACCUAACAUUUUAUUUUAUGAUGGAGAGUUACAAACCUAUGCCGACCCAAAAGUAGCCAAUGAAAUGUGUGGUUGGGAAUGUUUGCCCAAUAAGAAUUUCCCAAUUAUAUUCCACUCUGUUUAUGGGGAAGAAUUACGAGAAGAGAGAAGUCCAUCGUUUUUCAACCCAGAAGAAGCUUAUUUAGUUUUACAAUAUGUCAAAGACCUAAAGAAACUUAAAGGGUCAGCGAAACUGGAAGAUAAAGAUAUUGGAAUUAUUUCCCCUUAUCAGAAACAGGUUCGAAAGAUACAGAGGAUGAUGUCAACAAAUGGAUGGAAGAACAUCCGCGUUGGUUCUGUGGAGGAAUUUCAAGGUCAAGAGAGGAAAGUGAUAAUCGUGUCUACUGUAAGAAGUAGUCCGGAGUUCCUGUCUUUAGACAUUAACUUUAAACUCGGAUUUUUACGUAAUCCAAAGAGAUUUAAUGUAACGGUGACUAGAGCUAAAGCUUUGUUGAUUAUUGUUGGUAAUCCUAAUAUACUAACACUAGAUGAUACAUGGAGCAGCUUUAUAGAUUACAUAAAAGAAAAUGGUGGCUUAGCUGGCACUGAACAACUGGAUGAUCAAGAUGAUAUGUUAGAAGACAUUAUCCAGCGAUUAAACACUGUUCAACUCACAGACAUAGAUAUAGAAACCGCUAGUCAUUUUAAUGAUCAGUCAUGGAGACAAGAUAUAUAGAAACCAUAGCAAUCCCAUAACAACAAAGGGGGACAACUCUAAUUUUAAUAUCCUGUGCAAUCCUGUGAUAAUUUUAUGCACUGUAUAUAAUCAUAUCAUAAUAUACAGAAAUCAGUUAUAUUUUAUAACAUUUUUAUACGCCCACAUUUUCAUGUGGACGUAUUAUGCCGUCGCCCCUGUCUGUCCGGACUUCCACAAUUUGUUUGUGGACACUCUACAGGUCACAAUUCUUAUCCGAUUUUGACGAAACUUGAAAUAUAGGUUUAUCUCCAAAAGAUCUUGGUUCCUUUCGAUAUUGGCAUGUAUCGGAUCGAAACUUCAUGGAUUAUGGCCCCUGUUUGUACGAUAAAUCACGUUUUUAGCUUGUGAACACUAUAGAGGUCACAAUUUUUAUCAGAUUUUGUUGAAACUUGAAAUCUAAGUUGAUAAUCCAAAGAUCUCGGUUCCUUUCGAUAUUCGCGCAUAUCGGACCGUAACUUCCUGAAUUAUGGCCCCUGAUUGUACCAAAAAUCGUGUUUUUAGCUUGUGGACCCUAUAGAGGUCAUAAUUUUUAUCCGAUUUAAAAAACCGUUCAAGUAUAUCACCGUUACACCCUAAGGAUGGCUGUAUACGAAUUUCGUGAAAAUCGGCCCGAAAUUGACAGACAAAAUGGCCGCCGUUCGUUCUCAAAUAGCGUAAAAAUAUGGUAUAUAAAUGUUGUGGACACUAUAGAGGUCGCAAUUUUUAUCCAAUUUUGUUGAAACUUGAAAUCUAAGUUGAUAAUCCAAAGAUCACGGUUCCUUUCGAUAUUCGUGCACAUCGGACCGUAACUUCUUGAAUUAUGGCCCCUGAUUGUACCAAAAAUCGUGUUUUUAGCUUGUGGACCCUAUAGAGGUCAUAAUUUUUAUCCGAUUUAAAAAAACGUUCAAUUAUAUCACCGUUACACCCUAAGGAUGGCUGAGGAUGAAUUUCGUGAAAAUUGGCCCGAAAUUGACAGACAAAAUGGCCGCCGUUCGUUCUCAAAUAGCGUAAAAAUAUGGUAUAUCAAUGUCAAUUGUUAUCCGAUUUUGUUGAAACUUGAAAUCUAAGUUGAUAAUCCAAAGAUCUCGGUUCCUUUCGAUAUUCGCGCAUAUCGGACCGUAACUUCCUGAAUUAUGGCCCCUGAUUGUACCAAAAAUCGCGUUUUUAGCUUGUUGACCCUAUAGAGGUCAUAAUUUUUAUCCGAUUUAAAAAAACAUAUUAUAUCACCGUUACACCCUAAGGAUGGCUGAGUUCGAAUUUCGUGAAAAUCGGCCCAAAAUUGACAGACAAAAUGGCCACCGUUCGUUAUCAAAUAGCGUAAAAGUAUGGUAUACCAAGGUUGUGGACACUAUAGAGAUCACAAUUUUUAUCUGAUUUUGUUGAAACUUGCAAUGUAAGUUUAUAACCCAAAGAUCUUGGUUCCUUUCGAUAUUCGCGCAUAUCGGACCGUAACUUCCUCAA